This is a messenger RNA of Penaeus vannamei (Pacific white shrimp), 612 nucleotides long. The record is from RefSeq and is a predicted model, not a curated record. NCBI's taxonomy places the organism in Eukaryota, Metazoa, Arthropoda, Malacostraca, Decapoda, Penaeidae.
AUGGUGGACCUCAGCCACGUCUCCCAAGCAACGAUGAAGGCCGCCCUCGACGUCUCCCGGGCGCCCGUCAUCUUCAGCCAUUCUUCCGUCUACGCCAUCUGCAGGAACCCACGAAACGUCCCCCGAACAUACUCAGGAAGUCAGGCUUAUUGGUGGCGCUGCGUCCAGGCUGUGAAUGGAGGCAUCGUGAUGGUGAGCUUCUACAACCACUUCCUUACCUGCAGCGACCACGCCUCCGUCGAAGAUGUUGUGGCGCACAUCAACCACGUGAGGAAGGUGGCGGGAGUGAAACACGUGGGUAUUGGCGCAGAUUUCGACGGUGUGAACAAUCACUUUAAAAAACCCGAGUCGCGAAUGAAGCUUCGAAGACUUCUUAACCGAAGCAACAAGGGUCGUAAUACUUCAGUGCUCGAGACAACAUGUUUAUCACGAAUAUCCUCUCGGAACCUGAGCAUCAGGAAAAAACUCAUUACACUCAUACCUCGGUCUCUAGUUGUUCGGAUAUCGAUGAGCCACCAGCGGAUCCCACCCUUCGAGGAGGAGGUCCCGGCGGCGCACCUGGAGGGCCACACCAACUGCAGCUACGGCUUCAUCAAGAACUCUGACGAUUAG